CGCUUGUUUUUUCCGCCACCAUUUGCCCAGGCUGACUCCGGGCGUAGGUUUCGUAGCCGUUGCGGCGUCGCGCCCAUGCGACACUUCCUGGGCUACGUCUGCACCGCCUGUGCGGGGGUCUUCAUCGGCAGCCUGAUCUCGCGACAGCCUGACCUGCUAGCCACCCAGUCUAGGCUCCCUCAGGCCUCCGGGGACCCCAACGGCAAGCCCAGCUUCUCGGCGAGCCAGCUGCGGGUGGAUGGGGACUUCCUGAAGCGCGAGGGCAAGGAGGUUGUGCUGGAGCUCCCGCCCGUGUUGGUUUGCGACCCCCUAGAGCAUGUGCUGGUGAUCAACCUGGAGGGCGAAGGUGGUCUGGCGAGACGCGAGCACAUCAAGCGUGAAUUCGAGAAAGCUGGCCUGAAAGGGCGGUUUCACUUCUGGCCAGCGGUGAACUUCAAUACGGACGAGCAGUUGGCCAAGGAGAUGAACAGGAAAAAGUGCCCCUGCGAUGCCAAGAAGGGCUGCGGUCUGAGCCACCGGCGGCUCUACGAGAUGAUGCUCUAUGAGAAGUGGCCCUGCGCCACGAUCUUCGAGGACGACGUGACGCUGGCGGCCAACUUCAGCACCCGGGUCGCGGCCAUGAAGGAUAGCAUCCCCCCCUUCGACGUGAUCCUGCUGGGCUACUGCCCUGGGGGCUACAAGCCGCGGCGGGGGCCCAAAGACCAGAGCUCGGUGCCGACGCUGAAGUACGGCUGGCCGGGCAGCUGCGUCCACGCCUACACCAUCUCCUUGCAGGGCGCCAAGACCCUCACGGAGGCCAACACCCCAGUGAUCGUGCCCCCAGAUGGCGCCAUGGAUGGCAUGCACCACUGGGGCAACCGCACCAGGAUCCACAUCGACCGAUCCGGCGGGGUCUUCACGGGCUCUUAUUGGUACGUCCACCCCCAGCUGUCUUGGCAGGGCGUAGAGGCAGACAACCUGGAGGGUGGUGUCUAAACAUGGCACUGUUUGGAGCUUGGAGCUGGGUGCUUAAAGUCGAGAGGCGCUCGAAUUGGCGGA
Effrenium voratum is the source of this 1038-nucleotide messenger RNA. NCBI's taxonomy places the organism in Eukaryota, Dinophyceae, Suessiales, Symbiodiniaceae. The record is from the annotation of a GenBank genome assembly.